This is a messenger RNA of Brachypodium distachyon (stiff brome), 1735 nucleotides long. Its product is annotated as F-box protein PP2-B10. Gene Ontology annotation, molecular function: protein binding. NCBI's taxonomy places the organism in Eukaryota, Viridiplantae, Streptophyta, Magnoliopsida, Poales, Poaceae. Bases 490 to 1572 code for a protein of 360 amino acids. The transcript has 2 exons. The record is from RefSeq and is a predicted model, not a curated record.
ACGAACCAAACAAGGCCUGACGGGGCACAAAGUCGUGGCUCCGGCCACAAAUAUGCAAUCUCUUUGAGGACAUACAAGCUAGGCUAUGCAAACAAUCACCCCUCUCGCUUGGUACUUCCCUUUCUUUCCUACGUACCAAAGUGCGCGCAUGGAAUUUAGGAAUUAUUGGAUAAUCGAAAUACGGAGUACUACAUGGAAUGGAAGACUCUUUUGUUUUGGGUGGAAGGAGAGAUGGAGUGCCACAUACGUGGACGCAUUCAUCGCUGACACGCCGCCAGUCCGCACACCGUCCUUGAUUUCCUUUCCCCACUCCCACUCCAGUUCUUCUCCCUCUCUCGCAUAAACAAUUCGUUCCGCGGAAGUUACAGAGUUCCUAUAUAAAUCCCGCUCGAUUGAUCCAUUCGUGUCCGAUUCCUUCCCCAGAUUCAACGGAAUCUAUCUCUACUACCUAGCCGCCGGAGCCGGCGGGAUACAGCCAUCCAUCCAUCCAUGGGGAGCCAGGCGGCGGCGGCGGAGGAGGAGCAGAGCAGGGGCUCGACGGCGGCGCGGGCGAACAUGGGCGACCUCCCGGAAUCCUGCGUGGCGCACGUGCUGGCGCUGACCUCCCCGCGCGACGCGUGCCGCUGCGCCGCCGUGUCCCCGACCUUCCGCGACGCCGCCGGGUCCGACGCCGUCUGGGCGCGCUUCCUCCCGCCCGACUACCGCGCCCUCCUCCCGCCGCCGGCCAGGUCGUCCAAGAAGGAGGCCUACCUCGGGCUCGCCGACAGCGCCGCGGUCCUCAUGGAGGACGGCGGCGGCGGCGGCAUGGCGGUGUGGCUGGCGAAAGGGAGCGGCGGCAAGUGCGUGGCGCUGUCGGCCAGGAGGCUCUGCUUGCCCUGGGACGACGGCGAGCUCUGCUGGCGAUGGACGCCCCACCCCCUCUCCAGCUCGUGGAGGAAAGCGUGUUUGGUUGGGCUGACGCCCCCAGCUCGCAGCGCAGCCGCGAUGCAGCAGCCGGCAUGCAAUCCUCUCGCUGGAGCCGAUUGUUUGGUAGCCUUGCAGCAGUUGGCGGUGGAGGAGGAGAAACGGCGGUGGAGGAGAAAACGAGGAGAAACGGCAGCGGCGGAGGAGAAACGGCCACGGAAUCUCGGGGGACCAGCACAGGAGGACCCGCAGGGGAUGGCCGGCGUCCAGAUCUCGGAGGAGGACUGGCUGAGGAAGAUCGGCGUGAUCUCGGAGGAAGAAAGGCGGGGGAUCUCGAGGAGGAACCGCUCCUCAUGCGAACUGCGGCGGAGGAAAAUGGCUAGGCGGCGGAGCGGCGCGAGUCGGGAAGAAACGAAAGAUGAAAGAGACGAGAAAGCGCCGCUGCACCAGAAAAACGCCCGAUUCGAGCAUAUCUGGCAUGCAGGCUCCAGCCCGAUUUUUCCAGCCGCGAUGCAGCGUGCGGGUGCAGGCCAAGGCCCGUGCAGGGAACCAAACCGGUCCGUUUUUGCAGCUCGGCUGCGGGCCAAGGCCCAUGCGGGAGACCAAACACGCCCUAAGCGUGUCCUUUGUCAUAGGCCGGCUAUCCAUGAGUUAAGAGCCACUAGUUGAGUGCCCGUGCGUUGCUACGGAUUGACAAAUUCAUGUGCGAGUUUUGACUCUUAUCUUACCGCACCCAAAUAUAUAAUGCAAUGAUCCAAAAGGACACUGAAUUUAAUUACCUCAAAUAAUCAAUCUGUAAGCUACAAAAUUCUGUCAUGCAUAAUUCUUUUGG